GCUCUUUUUCCAAUCAUUCCUAGUAACUCGUUUCUCUUCACGAUGACAGGAGUUUGCUCCAGAUUUGCAUUGCUUUGGAUUAUCUUGGCCAUAUUCGCAUCACAUGCCAAGAGUCAUGCCGCCUAUUCCGAUCUGGUUGAGAGCGAUGCUCACCUAUCAAUUGACAACUUAAGAGACGAUCAUUUCUUGUACAAACGAUCCCCCUGGCGCCAAACCCAAACCACCUCCUAUACCAGUCAUCAUAGCCAACCCUCACAAUCGUAUCGACAACCCUCGCACUCCCACCAUCAUCCCCAACCUGUUCAUCAUCGGACUCCGAGAUCUCGCGGAUAUCAACGCUCCUCUCGACGUCGAUCUAGAGGAGGUGGUCGUCGUCGAGGAGGCGGACGUCGCCGAGGAGGUGGAGGUGGUUUGGGCCGGAUUAUUUUGCCAGCCUUAGCCUUGGGAGGGGCGGCAGCCUUGGGCAGUGCUCUCUUCAGUACUGUAGCCACCGUCGGCUAAAUCUUCAUGCAAGCAUUUUUCACCAUGUGAUCAAUCACCUUUAAGACUACGCUGAUCUGCAUAAUAAAACCUGAUGGGGGGGAAUGCCCCAUGAUCCCCAGGAA
This is a messenger RNA of Tigriopus californicus, 605 nucleotides long. RefSeq lists its product as uncharacterized. The transcript is spliced from 2 exons. The record is from RefSeq and is a predicted model, not a curated record. Bases 43 to 501 code for a protein of 152 amino acids. Lineage: Eukaryota; Metazoa; Arthropoda; Copepoda; Harpacticoida; Harpacticidae.